AUGGAGUCAGUCAUCCAGGCAGUGGAAUGUCCGUAUUAUUGCAGACUUCAAAAUGUCCUCUCAGAUAAAGUUAAAACAUGCCUUUUUUUUCUUUUUUUUUUCCCAACAGGAAAGAGACUGCAGGAAUGGAUCUCGGUCAUCUUGUGCUUCUCUCUCAUCUGCUUCAAUUUUUACAAUCUUCUCUUCUACUUGCGACUGGAACACACACCCUCAGUGAUUGUUGGGAUAUUUGCAGGAGUUAUUACGGCUGACUUUCUAUCAGGAUUAUUUCACUGGGGAGCAGAUACGUGGGGAUCUGUGGAGCUACCCAUAGUUGGAAAGGCUUUCAUCAGACCCUUUAGAGAACAUCAUAUUGACCCCACAGCAAUUACCAGACAUGAUUUUAUAGAGACCAAUGGAGACAACUGCUUUAUGACACUAGUCCCGUUGGCAAACAUGGCGUACAAAUUCGUUUCUUUUUCCCCAGAGGCAUUGUAUGAAACAUGUCCUUGGGAGUGUUAUGUCUUUGCACUCAUCAUCUUCAUAACCAUGACGAACCAGAUUCACAAGUGGUCUCACACGUACUUUGGUCUUCCACGUUGGGUCAUAUUUCUACAGGACUGGCAUAUUAUCCUGCCACGGAAGCAUCACAGGAUCCAUCAUGUGUCUCCACACGAAACGUACUUCUGCAUUACAACUGGUUGGCUGAACUAUCCAUUAGAGAAGAUAAGAUUCUGGAGGUGUUUGGAGAACAUUAUCCAAGCAGUUACCGGGGAGAAGCCAAGAGCCGAUGACAUGAAAUGGGCUCAGAAAAUUAAAUAACUUUGCCAGCCUUCUGCAAUCCUUAAUUUGUUGCCAAUGUUUGUUUGUUUUUUUAAAUACAAAGCCAUCAGCCAAAUUCAAGACCUGCAAAGAAAUAACAGACUCUAAAGCACAAACUAAAAAGUGCUAACAGACUGCAAUGAAAUGAACUAAUUCUUAAAACAAUACUUGAAAUGAAGAUGAUUACUCUUACUGAGCACCUUUCCGUUUGGCCAUGUCUGCUUACAUCUUAGUACUUCAUCACUGUGUCUCAAAAGGCUACCGGGCAAGCCAGAAGGCAGGACAAGUCACUCCAUUGGUACAUGGUGGCGUAGUAAACAUGUGUUGUAUCAACAUUAUUUAACACUUCAAAAAGAGCUUGUUACCUAAGACCUAUAGGGAGAAUGGUGACAACAGUGUGUCACUUUGUGUCUGAGUCCAAAUACACUGCAUGAAAACAGUGAGUCAGAAUAAUGGAAGCCUAUAAAGUAAUCACUGUUCGAUGCACUUAGUGAUCAAUGAACCUACAGCUCUAUUACAUUGAAUUGAAUUGAUCUAAUGUGGGACAGACUUUGAGAAUCUUGCUCCACCAGUGGGCCACGAAUCCUCAAGUGUCUUCAGUUUCCCUUUAAAAUGAAGUUGUUCUACUCUCUACGUGGAAUUGAGCAAGCUGUUUCUGCGUAAGCCUUCAAUUUACCAAGCCUCUGAGAAGAGGGAGGGCACCCAGUACGACACAUGCUCGCGGUUCUUCAUGCGGAGUGCUCGCUGAUGAGUCUUCUAUUAAGUGUUCCCUACCCUGACAAUAAAUGUUUAAAAUAGUUCUAGUAUUGGGCACAUUGCAAAUAGCUGUAUUCAAGAGCUCAAGGUAUCAAAUCGUAAUGUUAGAAGGGAAAUUGUCAAUGACCGGUGUUUUGUUCUUUUUUUUUUUUUUUAAGGUGCUUGCUUGUUUCUGUAAAUAAUAUAAAGCCUUAAUCUCUUCUGGUGUAAUGGAAUAAUAUUUUAAUGUGAUGUUUGAAUGUAUAUAAUAUAUUUAUAACAAAGCAGUUGGAUAAUACUAA
Molecule: messenger RNA, 1838 nt
Organism: Nestor notabilis (Kea)
Lineage: Eukaryota; Metazoa; Chordata; Aves; Psittaciformes; Psittacidae
Gene: PEDS1
Product: transmembrane protein 189
Exons: 5
Coding region: 1-801 (266 amino acids)
Biological process (GO): ether lipid biosynthetic process
Cellular component (GO): endoplasmic reticulum membrane
Molecular function (GO): plasmanylethanolamine desaturase activity
Source: RefSeq, a predicted model, not a curated record